AUGGUGGUCUCCAGUCUCAACGAAACCAUUAAUGGGACUGUCUUCGGUGCCUGCCAUGAAGGAGCUGCCAUUGAAGGAUUCUGUCGGGCUGGUACUAUUGACGACGCCCCUGAGCGAUACACGACCUUUUACCACAACACUUCAGACACGACGAACUCAAGUACCGACAAUCCCGGAGUCCUGAGCUACGACUUCUACUACUCCGAGAAUCCGACUAUGAUGGUCCCCUCAGCCAUGACUCUUUCCUCUCUCCCUACGUCGGAUACCGCCAUUCCCAUCAUCUACCCGGACAAUACCACAACGACAUAUGUUAGCUUCGAUGAAUGUGGAUCCAUGUAUAUUGGAUCAUACACGGACGACCGAACCUCCCCACCCUCACAUGAAUUCUUAAAAGUCUACAAUUGGUAUCUGUGUACGACCUACUAUGCCUACACAUACACCACCCUUGCUUGGGCUAUGGGUGGUGUUGGUGCUACUCCCCAGAACCCGACCUGCCAGAAAAUAGAUGUGAAGAGAGUUUUCAUCUGA
Molecule: messenger RNA, 528 nt
Organism: Lindgomyces ingoldianus
Lineage: Eukaryota; Fungi; Ascomycota; Dothideomycetes; Pleosporales; Lindgomycetaceae
Exons: 1
Coding region: 1-528 (175 amino acids)
Source: RefSeq, a predicted model, not a curated record